Molecule: messenger RNA, 399 nt
Organism: Acanthoscelides obtectus
Lineage: Eukaryota; Metazoa; Arthropoda; Insecta; Coleoptera; Chrysomelidae
Source: the annotation of a GenBank genome assembly
AUGUUAUUGGAAAAAGCCAACAUUGUCAAGAAGUACAUCACGGUGCAGCAGAUGUCGAAAAAGGAAGUACCGCACAGACCAAGUACAUCAGCACUUUACACAGACUUUAUUUUGGAAGCCAAAAAAAGAAAACUUCAACACUGUGAAUUGAUAAAAUAUCAGGACGAUUUUAAACACUCAAAUGUUAUGCGGUAUUCGCUGCACUGUUUCAUAAUGGACCAACCACCAAAAAUUCAAGCAGACGUAGACAAUCUUGUAGACAUAAUGAAGACAACAUUCAACAUAGCUGCUAUCAGUGCAAUUGAAGAAGCAACAAGAAUGCAGUACAAGAGCAGCUUGUGGUAUGAGAUGAGUUCUAUAGAGAUAGAGGAAGAUUGUGGAAUAGUGGAGAAGUGGUAA